This is a messenger RNA of Naegleria lovaniensis, 3984 nucleotides long. RefSeq lists its product as uncharacterized. Bases 1 to 3984 code for a protein of 1327 amino acids. The record is from RefSeq and is a predicted model, not a curated record. The transcript has 5 exons. Gene Ontology annotation, molecular function: histone deacetylase activity. Gene Ontology annotation, cellular component: histone deacetylase complex. Lineage: Eukaryota; Heterolobosea; Eutetramitea; Acrasida; Naegleriidae. Gene Ontology annotation, biological process: chromatin organization.
AUGUCAACAACAUCAACUUCAACCAGAAGAAAAGGGCCACAAACUAGAACAACCAAUGCCAUCUCUGAGGCAGGAAUUAAUCUAGAAGAGGUUCCCGAAUUCUUAGAAGGAUGUGUGUUUCUUGUCGAUACCAUCAAUUUUGACGAAAAUGAAGCAGAACUGUACAAAGAAAUGAUAAAGAAACUAGGAGGAGAAGUGACCACCGUUUACAAAAGCAGCAUCACUCACUUGCUUACAAGUCUACAAAAAGGAGAAAAUUAUUUCAAGGCAUUGGAGGAUAAGAAAACAAUUGUCUCUAGUUUUUGGCUUGAUGAUUGUAUUUUAGUUCACGGAGUUCAACCACUUGUUAUUACAGAAAAACAUGGAAGAAAAAUUCAAAACCCUCUCCACUAUCCCGUUAAGGAUUAUCCAAUUACUGAAAUGCAAUCAUUUAACUUUGCUCUUUCUGGAUUUUCGAAAAAAGAAAAACUUAGAUUCCAAUAUUUAAUUACGGCAAUGGGUGCAAGGUUUUCAAGCAACAUGACCCAAGAAAAUACUCAUCUGUUGUACAAGACGCCAAGCGGACCCAAGUAUGAAACCUCUCUUAAAUGGGGCAUUAAACGAGUGGACAAAAAUUGGUUAUUUGAAUGUGCUCGUGACUGGAAAUUAGUACCAAUACCUUCAACCACAGAAGACAACCAAAAUCAAAACCAAAAGAGAGUUUUGGGAGCUCAAGAUGCCUCAACCAAAAAGCGAAAAACCGAAGAGGAGUAUGAAAAUCCGACCAUUGAGUCGUUAAUGACCUCUCAGUACAGAAAAUAUUUAUUUUUAAACCUUGAUUCAAUUGAACAGCUUAAAACAUACUGUGAAAAGGUUUUAGUUGAAAAGAAUAAUUCAAAAGUAUUACUUGUAAGGCAAUCCGCAGAAAACAAUGAAGAAGUGAUUGACAUUGAUUCAUUUUUAAGUGGAAGACUUGACAUUCAAGAAUUUAUUGAAAAAAACAAACAUAAUUUAACCGUCAUUGAUAGUGAAAGAAGUAUGACUGCCGUUUUGACCACCUCUCAAUCUGCAGAGUCAGGUAUGGAAAGCAAGUUUUUGGUGUUGGGUCCAAUAGAAAUACCGACCUUGGAGACAUUUAAUGGGCAACCCUAUCAAGCAAAGAAAACAGGAUUAUUGUAUGAUCCACGAAUGUGUUUACAUGAGGGACCAAUUCCUGAGACACCAGUUCGUAUUAGUCACAUUUGGAAUAUGAUACAAGAAAAUCAUUUAUUGGAAGAAUGUGAAAUUAUGAAAUCUCGUGAAGUUACUACUCAAGAGCUAAGCUUGGUCCAUAGCGAGCAGUAUAUCAAUGACUUUUUUGAAUUUAAAGGCCAAUUUACCCCAACAGAAAGUUGUAACAUGCUCCUUCAAGGUAUUGUAUCAGACAAUGAGUACAAGAAUGAAGAUAUUCAUGUCAAUCAAUUCAGUCUAAAGGCUGCAAGACUUGCUGCAGGAGGAGUGAUCAAAUUGACAGAGAAAGUUUUAAAUGGAGAGUUGGACAAUGGAAUGGCUAUCAUUCGACCACCAGGACAUCAUGCUCAAACUGAAGAUCCCAUGGGUUUUUGUUUCUUUAACAAUGUUGCAGUUGCAGCACGUGUUGCUCAAAAGUUUAAGAACGUCAACAAGGUGGCCAUCAUUGAUUUUGAUAUCCAUCAUGGAAAUGGUACUCAAGAAAUUUUUGAAGAUGAUCCUUCUGUGCUUUAUGUUUCAAUUCACAGAUUUGAACAAAGUUACUUCCCUGGAACAGGAUCUCUUGAAGAAGUUGGUAUUGGAAAGGGAGAAGGAUUCACUCUUAAUGUUCCUUUACCACCCAAAGAUUUCAAAAUAUCACCAACAGCUACUUUUGGUGACGCUGAUUACAUUGCAAUUUUUAGACAAAUUAUUAUUCCAGUAUGUCAUGAGUUUGCUCCAGAUUUAGUGAUUGUUUCAGCAGGUUUUGACGCUGCAAAAGGAGAUAUUUUAGGAAAGAGAAUGUCUCUAACGCCUACUGGCUAUGAACAUAUUAUUGCAAUGCUAAAACAAUUAGCUGGAGGUAAGCUUGUUUUAGCAUUAGAAGGAGGGUACAAAACAGAUGUUACUGCUAGCUGUGCUACUGCAUCACUCAAAAGCUUGCUUAACCACCCUCUUUCACCUCUAACAUCAAAACCUCCUUCUAAAGCAACUAAUAUUGCAAUCAAACAGGUGAUUGCACAACACGCUCCAUAUUGGAAAUGCUUGAAAUCAUUUUCUGAGAUAUUUUUAGAAGGAAUUGGACAACAACUUCCACUAAAAUCCAUCCGACCUCAUCCCAAGUAUGUAACAGUGGUACCUAAUACAUCCUCAAAGCCAAUUAAACAACCUGAGGAGGAUACUGAAAUGACUGAUCAAACGCCAUCACUUGGCAAUCAAACCACUUCUCCUCGUAUUGCACCAAAAGAAAAUAUUAUCAUUGUGGACAUUCAUGGUAAAGGCGACUUUUGUACCAUUUCUGAAGCGUUACAGUUUGUUGAGACAAUUGGAGAAAAUUUACACUUUGAUGAAGUUAAUUCUGAAUCUUUUAAACAAAAGGUGAUUAUUCACUUGAAAUUGGGUCUCUAUCAAGAACAACAAGAUGUUGUAAUAGACUCCAAAUUUAGUCACAAAAUUAUUCACAUUAUUGGAGAGGAUCAAGUUGAUGGAACUGGUUGUCCUAUAAUUUUCUCGAAAACGCCAUUGAUUAUCAGCAAUUCAAAUGUGGUGAUUGAAAAUUUAUAUUUCAAAAAGAAUGACGAAUAUGACACUGGUGUAAAACUUGACAUUAAUUGUGAUUGUGAGAUUAGAAAUUGCAGAUUUAGAAAGGCGAACAUUGUUUCUAACUCUUCUGAAACAAAUCUCAAGAUCACUAACUGUGAGUUUAAAGAUGUCAACGGAAUUGCAUGUGAUGUGCAUGGAAGUGUCGUAACUAUUGACAAAUGCAAAUUCUUGUUUAACACCACAGCUGUUCAAUGUGACAAGGCAACCCUCAAACUUUCUGGAAGUUUAGUAUCCAGCCAAACAGGAAAGGCCAUAAUACUUAACCAAUCGGCAGGCUCCAUCCAUAAUAAUGAAAUUAUUAGAAACAAAGGACUAGGAAUUCAAAUGUCGAAUGACUGUAGAGACGUAAAGAUAUUUGAAAAUUCUAUUUUCGGUCAAGCAAGUGCUGGAAUUGUCGCACAUGAAAAAUGUAAAGUGACAAUCAAAAACAACAAGAUAUUUGAAAACCAAUUUGCAUCUAUUGAGAUUUCGGUAAACUCUACAGCUGAUGUUAUUGAGAAUGAAAUUUAUAGAGGAAAGCUUUGUGGAAUAUUAUUUGUGGAUGGCUGCUCUGGAGUUAUUGAAGGCAACAAGAUUUAUGAAAACAGCUUUGCAGGAAUUGAAAUUAGAAACUCAUUCCCAACCAUCAGGAACAAUAUCAUUUCAAACAAUUCACAAAGUGGAAUUCAUUUAAAAGGCCAAUUAACAGAUACUAGAGUACUCAUCACUGGAAAUGAAAUUUUUGAAAAUAGUUUCUCUGGCAUUGAAGUUAAAAGCCUAGCACACCCUCAAAUCAUUGGAAACACUAUUAGGAACGGUAAAAAACAAGGAAUUGUAGUCAUUGAACAAGGAAAAGCACAUAUUGAACGAAAUGAAAUUUUUGGUAAUGCCUCAGACGGAAUUAGUAUCAUUGGACAUGCAGAGAUAUUUGUGAAAGAAAAUCAAAUCAAAAUGAACAAAACUUCUGGAAUUAGAGCAAAAGAGUCAUCAGCAGUAAUUACUGACAAUAUUAUAACAGCCAAUGGAGAGAAUGGAAUUGUCAUCAAAGGAUGUGAAACUAUUGAAAUUACGAAAAACACUAUUUCUGAACAUACUUCUCAUCCGUCUAUUGCAAUUUCCGAAUGCAACUCUUUCAAUCUGACUCCAGACAAUGUAUUUACCAAUAAUUUAUCAAACCCAAUUCCUACCAAUGGAUUUGUUGUAUUGAGAAAGUAA